Folsomia candida is the source of this 5062-nucleotide messenger RNA. RefSeq names its product netrin-1. Gene Ontology annotation, molecular function: protein binding. The record is from RefSeq and is a predicted model, not a curated record. Lineage: Eukaryota; Metazoa; Arthropoda; Collembola; Entomobryomorpha; Isotomidae. Bases 582 to 3362 code for a protein of 926 amino acids. The transcript has 12 exons.
GCAGGGCCCCCUGUUGUUCGGUGGUACCAGCGAGUCUGCAUUCUUGCCUCCUCAGUCUCUCGUCGGCACUGAAGCCCAAAGGAAGCCCACGCUCUUCUCUUGUUCUCGUUUUCCAGAAAUUUUCCCAAAGUUUCCAACCGUGAAAGUUAGUUGAAACACGUUGUACUUUGUGUGUGCGUCAAAAAUAUCGCAAUUUGGAGAGGACGCUUCUCUUCAAAAUUUGGACUUUUUUGGGGGGCAAGUUGUUUCUGGAGGGUUUCUGAUUAUUUCGAAAAUAAUUGAAAGGUUAAUUGCACGUGACUAAUUACCAAUUUGAUAAGGAGUGAAAGUGUGCAUUGUAUUGUUGUUGAGAAGAACAAUACGCGAAAUAAGAGGACAAUAGGACAAGUGAGGUAAUAAUAAGAUAGUGAGACACAACACGGUACUUACGGCAGGAAAUGUGAGACGGGAAAAUAAAAUUCUGAAAAAAAGUAGUUUUAUGAGUGUUGAAUUGUUGUCCAGUGAGUGAAAAAUGUGAAACUGUUUUUCAUAAAAAGUAGUGAAGGAAGAAUUGAUUUCUGAAAAAAAGAAAAUUGAAAAAGAUGCAGCUUCGAGGCAGAAUGGUGGUUUUUUUCGUGUUGGUGGGUUUAUUAGGCUUAUCCGCCGGGUCGCUGUCGUCCGGUGGUGGCGGCGGCGGCGGGGGGAGUGGUUCUUCCUGGAAAAUGUUUGGCGUUUCGUCCCCAUCGGCGAAUGUGGAUCCGUGUUAUGAAGAUGUUGGUCAUCAUGCAAGUUACUCUGCAAUGGCGGCGGGGUCUGCGAUGAGUGGUGGUGGUGGUGGGAAUGGGGGUGGCUCGUCCAGGGCCAAAAAAUGCAUCCCGGACUUUGUCAACGCCGCUUUUGGUCGUGACGUCGAAGUGACCCAUUCCUGCGGGGUGAAAGCCCCAUCCCGAAUGUGUUUCCUCUCUGACGGAACGGGGGUCGGGUUUCCCCACUACCCGCCCCAAGAGGAAGACGACCCCACCGAAAAUCCCGACCUGAUCGACGCCGGGGGAAAAGAAUUGUCCCCAUUUUUCUCCUCCUCGUCAUCCUCCUCCUCUUCGGAAUUCAGUCUGCUCUCUGGAAUGGAAACGUCCUCCUCGAAACACGGAAUUCUCAAGGAAACCGGAAAAGACGGGUCGUCAUCUUCCUCCUCCUCGUCCAGCGCGGAACUCGGCUUUGGCGACGACACUGACGACAACAAAUUUUUCGACGAGGAAGACUACGUCGAAGAAGAUACCGACGGAGAAGACGGGGACGACGACAGCGUCGUGGAUGACGAUCCCGCCGUGGAAGUCGCCACCACACCGACCACAACGUCCACAACGACGACUACCACGACCACUACGACGACAACGCCACGACCCCCACGGCGCCAAGGAGGGCGACGCGGCGGAAAACAACAGCAAGGCGGCGGAAAGAAAAAUAAUGGCGGGAAGAGCCGCACCACGCGAGGUCUGUUCCUGCGAAAUGGGAAGAUUAAUCGCCAACACCAAAUGGAUUCGCCACAGUCGACGUGUCACAUUUGCGACGCGUCCGACUCCAAGCUCUCCCGGCCCCCGAGAUUCAUGACGGAUCUGAACAAUCCCAAUAAUCUGACGUGCUGGGAAACCUCGCCGUUCGAAAAUGACGCCGACAAUGUCACACUGACGUUAAACUUGGGAAAAAAGUUUGAACUGACGUACGUCUCGUUGCAGUUUUGUGGACAGAAGCCGGACUCAAUGGCGAUUUUUAAGAGCAUGGAUUUUGGCCGGACGUGGCAACCGUUUCAGUAUUAUUCGAGCCAUUGUAAGAAAAUGUAUGGGAGACCGAACAGGGCGUCUAUUACACGGGCCAAUGAACAGGAAGCGAUUUGCACGGAUAGUCACAUAAAAGAUACCGGAAUGGGGAAUCGGAUCGCAUUUUCCACUCUCGAAGGAAGGCCGAGUGCCAUUGACUUUGACAACAGUCCAGUCCUUCAGGACUGGGUAACCGCGACGGACAUUCGGGUCGUGUUUCACCGCCUCUUGACCCCCGAUGCUGACCUGGUCGGUCUCGCUGGAGAAAUGGAAUCCCUCGCUAACGCGCCCAGCGUCAAGUUUAACAGUCAGCUCAGCCUGGAUAAGGAGGCUGUCAUCGCGUACGUGCAUAACGAGUCGUCCAACGCGCUGAUUGAUGGUACUGCGACCACGCUAAAUCUGGGCGGUGGGAAGGACGACAUGGACGAUAAGAGGACUGAUGAUAUCUUCGGGAAGGAAUUCGGGUUGAACAGAAAGGAGGGAUCUGGCAGCAGCGCGGGGGCAAAGUCGUCGUCGUCGUCGACAGGACUUCUGCUGAGUCGGACGUUCUACGCCGUGGCCGACUUUGCGGUGGGGGGUCGAUGCAAGUGUAACGGACAUGGAAGUCGGUGCCACGCGGGCAACAAGGAUGGAGGCGAGUUGACGUGUGACUGUCGACACAAUACGGCCGGUCGUGACUGCGAGCGGUGCAAGCCCUUCUACUUGGAUCGACCCUGGGGUCGCGGCACGUCCCGAGAUCCACACGAGUGUAAAGCCUGUCAGUGCAACGGUCACUCGAGACGGUGUCGUUUCAACAUGGAACUGUACCGACUUUCGGGCCGAACCUCGGGCGGCGUUUGUCUCAAGUGUCGUCACAACACGGCUGGACGAUUCUGCCACUACUGCAAGGAAGGCUAUGCUCGUGACCCCGCCAGACCGGUCAAUCACAGGAAGGCGUGUAAAAUGUGCGAAUGUCACCCGGUCGGAGCGUCAGGCCGUACAUGCAACCAGACGACGGGUCAAUGUCCCUGCAAGGAUGGUGUGACAGGCCUCACCUGCAACCGAUGUGCGAAAGGAUAUCAACAAAGUCGGUCACCCAUCGCGCCCUGCGUCAAAAUUCCAAAAAUGCCGGAGCCCGAGGCGCUGGAGGAUAACAGUGGACGAGUUGCGGAUCAAGGAGACGCGUCUUCGAGCUGCGGACGAUGCAAAGUGACGACGAAUCGCCUCACGCUGAAACGAUACUGCAACCGAGACUAUGCCGUCAUGGUGCAAGUCUUAACCCGUGAAACGAUCGACGAAUGGGCCCGCUUUACCGUGAAUAUUCUCGGAAUUUUUAAGAAAUCUAUGGAUUCUCGAAUCCGCCGUGGUUCCGCUUUCCUCUGGGUCCGAAUGGAAGAUUUGGUCUGCAAGUGUCCCAAACUGAAGGUGGAUAAGCCCUACCUUAUCAUGGGGAAUGAGCACAUGGACGGUCAACCCGGCCUCAUGGCGGGAAAAUCCUCCGUCGUCAUCGAAUGGAAGGAUGACUGGCAAGAAAAAGUGAAAGCGCUCCAGCGGCGCGCCCGAUUCUGCGAGGAUGACGACGACGAGUAGAAAAUUACGAGUCGGAAUUUUGUAGGAUAUUAUUUUUGACAUUUUUUUCUCUGUUUUUUGUUAAACAUAUCAAAAUCCAAUUUCAUUUUUUCGAAAAUAUCUAAUUUAGCUAUAAUUAAUUAAUUUAAUUGACGAAAAAAUGUUAAGUUUAAGUUUUAUUUUAUAAUUGAUGGACACGACUUGAGUAAAUAUGAGUUGGUCUGACAGCAGCUGCCAUAUUAGUAUUAUUUCAUGUAAUUAAAUUAUUCAUAGUUAAUUAAUGCUUGACUAAUUAAUACUAAUUAAUUGAUUAAGGAGCGAUAAUUUGUGUACCGGAUUUUAAAUCUCGUAAAUUGUCAAUUUUUGGAGGAAUCUCAUUUUCGGGGAGGAUUUUUAAGAUCGUUUUUUGGCAUUUUGAACUAAAUAAGACGUGCGAGUAGUUUUUUUGCAGAAACAAUCGCGAUUUACGAGAUCCACAUCAAAAUUUAGUCUUCUAGCUGCUCUGAAUUUAUGUAUAUCAAAAUAUCUACAAUCUUACCUCUAGUUUUUAAGGUGACAAUGUGUAGAAUUCUAGUUUCUCUCUCUUACAUACAUAAUAAUUGUAAUUAAUUAACUAAUUAAUUACUACUUUCAACGUGAAUCUCCUCACUCACGUUGAGACUGAAGUUCCUAAAUGAUAAUUGAUCAGGAGAUGAAGAAUCGUCAUUAUUACAUUACAAAAGUGCGUAAAGUAAAUAUUUAGUGAGCUACAUUUUUAAUGACGUAAAUAAAUAUUUGACUAAUUUUUUUCCUUAUAAAUUAAGUAAUUACUAAGCCAGUAAUUAAUUGUAAGACUUAAAUUCGAGAUGAUAAGUCGACAACAACAUAUGUACGUAUGUAUUCAUGGGGCUAUAAAAAUAUGUAUGUAUAGAUCGAAAAAUUAGCGAGUAGCCGAUAUUAUUACCGUAAUUUUGAUCCAUAUCUUGACGGAUAGAGAGUGAAAUAAAAUCGUAUUUCUAGAUUUAUAAGAGAUUUUUGCGAAUCUCAAUUCCAAAUCUGGGACAGUUAAGUAGUGUAACUUGUAAUUUGUAAUCCUUGGAUUUUGCUUGGAUAAGAAAAGAUUUGUACAAAAGAAAAAAUCUCUGAGUGAAGAUUUAAUUAAGAUUAUAAUUAAAUUUAAAUGUGUAUUUAAAUGUUGUCAAGUGUGUGAAUUUGGAUUUGAGAAGAGAGGUGACGAAAAACCGACGGUAUUUGUUGGGUGCUUUGACGCUUUUUGGCUUUUUGUACACGUGCUUAGAUAGAUAGAAAAUUAGUGGUAGCAGUUGUAAUGUAUGUAUACACGGUUAAUUAUUAAUUAAUCAUUUAAUUAAUUAAUUAAUUAAGGAGGUGUUUUCUAAUUAAUGAAUAAUGAUUUAAUUAAACUGAGAAGAGUUGAAUUUAGUAGGAGGGAUUUUUUUACUAUUAUUAUUGUAGAUAAGAUACUGACCUUAUCUCUGACUUGUUUUUUUUGCUUGGUAUAAAUUUUUCAGAUAAGAUACAUUUUUGUUUUGGGAUUAAUUUAAUAGUUAAUUAAUUGAUUAAUUAAUUACUAAUUAAUAAUUGACUUUUGAUUAUUAUUAUAUUAAUUGUUGUUUAAAUGUAUGGUUUAUUAUUCUCGUUAUUAAAAUGAAAUGUCAAAAUAUGUGCGUUUCUAGUCUCGCCAAGGAUAAUAAAUUUGAUAUUUUUUAAGUGCGUUAAAAAAA